AUGACGCGACGUUGUUCCCAUUGCAGCCACAAUGGGCACAACUCAAGAACGUGUCCCAACCGUGGCGUUAAGCUUUUCGGAGUUCGAUUAACCGAUGGGAUCCGAAAGAGUGUUAGUAUGGGUAAUCUUAGUCAUUAUACUGGUUCCGGGUCUGGAUCCCUUCAUACCGGGUUAAAUAAUCUCGAUUCACCCGGUGAAACACCUGAUCACGCCGCCGUUGCUGACGGUUACGCCUCUGAGGAUUUUGUUCCUGGCUCUUCUUCUACUUCCCGUGAAAGAAAAAAGGGAACUCCAUGGACUGAGGAGGAACAUAGAAUGUUUUUACUUGGAUUGCAGAAGCUGGGCAAAGGUGACUGGCGUGGAAUUGCUAGGAACUAUGUUAUAUCAAGGACACCGACUCAAGUGGCCAGUCAUGCUCAGAAAUAUUUCAUCAGGCAAAGCAAUGUGUCUAGGAGGAAAAGACGGUCCAGCUUAUUCGAUAUUGUUCAAGAUGAUGCAGCUGACACUUCAAUGGUACCACAAGACUUCAUGUCAGCUAAUCAGCUACAGACUGAAACAGAAGGCAACAACCCUUUGCCUGCUCCUCCCCCGCUCGAUGAAGAAUGCGAAUCCAUGGAUUCCACAAACUCAAACGACGGAGAAUCUGCCUCUAUCCCAUUAUUAAAGCCUGAUAGCAAUGCACAAACAUCGUCAUAUCCGGUAGUAUAUCCGGCAUAUUAUUCUCCAUUCUUCCCAUUUCCUCUUCCCUAUUGGUCCGGAUACAGUCCGGAGCCCGCUCCUAAGAACGAGACACAUGAAGUGGUGAAGCCAACCGCAGUACAUUCCAAGGCCCCGAUCAAUGUCGAUGAACUCGUUGGCAUGUCUAAACUGAGUUUAGGAGAGACUAUUGGCGAUGCCGGCCCCUCGACUCUGUCUCGUAAACUACUCGAAGAAGGACCUUCUAGACAGUCUGCUUUUCAUGCAACACCAGCUUGUGGGACUGUUCUGUAA
Molecule: messenger RNA, 990 nt
Organism: Lathyrus sativus (Indian pea)
Lineage: Eukaryota; Viridiplantae; Streptophyta; Magnoliopsida; Fabales; Fabaceae
Source: the annotation of a GenBank genome assembly